Molecule: messenger RNA, 1244 nt
Organism: Quercus lobata
Lineage: Eukaryota; Viridiplantae; Streptophyta; Magnoliopsida; Fagales; Fagaceae
Product: elongation factor P (EF-P) family protein
Exons: 11
Coding region: 123-914 (263 amino acids)
Biological process (GO): translational elongation; peptide biosynthetic process
Cellular component (GO): cytoplasm
Molecular function (GO): translation elongation factor activity
Source: RefSeq, a predicted model, not a curated record
UCACCACUAUAAAACCCACCGAAAUUUAAGCCACACGGUCCAGACCCCAACGAAAAGAAAAGGCGUGCUCAAUUUUACUUCACCAGAAAGCGGAAAGCAGUGUCUGUAGUACAACCAUAAGAAUGCGAGCUCUGCAACUGAGCAAGAAAACUCUCUCUCGUACUCUCUUCCUCGCCACUUCCACUUCCUCUUCCUCAUCACCGUACCGAACUAUAACCACCGCCGCUCUACUAUCCUCACCCGCCUGUCACAACCACAUCCACCGCUGCUCCGACACGUGGCUCUCCGCCUCAUCAUCCGCCAACCUCCUCCGCUCUCCUUGGUCCCUCACUCAACACCGCGGGAUCAGAGUCUCCGGUUCCGAUGUCAAAGUCGGAAACGUGAUCGAGAAAAAAGGACGUAUUUACCAGGUGGUUAAGACAGAUCAUUCACAUGAAGGAAGAGGCAAGGCCACUAUAAAGGUGGAGCUUCGUGACAUUGAAAGUGGAAACAAAGUGUCUCAACGAUUGGGUACCGAUGAGAGUGUUGAAAGAGUAUUUGUUCAAGAGAAAACUUACAUGUAUAUGUGCACUGAUCGCAAUGGCACUAUAGUCCUGAUGGACGUUAAAACGUUUGAUCAGCUGGAAGUGUCCCAGGAGUUGUUUGGCAAAGAUGCGAAGUAUUUACAAGGUGAGAUGAGAGUUAUUGUAAGGCUUUAUGAUGAUAUACCUUUAUCUGCAUCGGUUCCAAAACGCGUGACAUGUAUUGUCAAGGAAGCACAAGAUCCUAUGAAGGGGGUCCCAGCCCCACCUAAGGAUAAAAAGGUUGUAUUGGAAAAUGGCCUGACUGUUGAGGUGCCAAUGUUCGUCGUAGCCGGUGAUGCUGUAGUUAUUAAUACUGAGACUGACUCUUAUGUAGAGAGGGCUAAGGCAUAAUCUUGUGUUGGCUUUAUUCUGAAGGAGAUAUGGAAUGUCAAAUUGUGCACCAUGCAUAUCUCUGGUUCCUACGGAAAUCAAUCUUUCAAUUCAUCGAUUUUAGACAAUUUGCUCGUACCUACAUAUGGUAUUUAAACUUGAGGUAUAUGAGACCUACAGGAUUUUUAUUUUUAUUUUUUAGAUUCUAAAAAAGUGCGGUGAGGCAAUGGGAGAUGACACAAUUUGUGAAACAUGGAGAGCUUUAUACAUUUUUUCUAUGAAUAAAUUCAUACUGUUUUGGUACUUAUAUAUGAGUUUAUGAGUAGGGGAAGAAGAUGACUUAAAAUUGCA